GUGCAAGAUCAUCUAGAGCAGUUCUAGCCGAUCUAGAUCAGAUGAGUUUGUUUACUUUCCACAACUGCCCGCCAAGAGGAUGGAAGGAACCGCGGAAAAUUGUAAAAUUUGUGCAGACAAAACGGCCAAGUACAACUGCCCACGAUGCAACAUCCUGUACUGUUCCGUGGCCUGCUACAGGUCGCCAAACCACCUUGAAUGUUCGGAAGGAUUUUAUCGAGAAAACAUCGUAGAAGAGUUGGCUCUGCGGAAGUCCGAGGACGAUGCGGCCCAAUCUGCACGCAGCAUGAUGGAAAUUUUACAGCGGAUAGAGCAGCAGGCGGAUGAUGAUGAUGAUGAUGACGAGGAGGACAUGGACCACGGAGAGGAGGAUGGGAAUCUAGAUUCGGAUGACGAUGAACAGGAAGCGGAUCUUACGGCACGGUUGAACGGUAUCGAUCUCAAUGAUACCGAGAAAGUAUGGGAACACCUGACCAACGCUGAAAAGGAGGAAUUUCAGAGAAUGCUGGAGAAUGGAGAAAUUAUGAGCAUGGUACCGGAGGUAGAAAUGUGGUGGACAAAGCCCUAUAAAAUAGACCUGAUUCAGCCACUCGAUUCCCGGUCCCUGCAGGAGCAGCAUCUGCUUUCCUCCUGUCCGCCGGUGUGGGGAAAAAUCGCAGAUUUCAAACAAAUAUGCAAGAGCGAACCUUCCGCAGCCGUUCGCUUCAACAUCGCCAACGUGCUGGCGGGGUAUUGUUUCGUGUUCAGUUACUUCUUCGGCGAUCUGCACGACAAUGCACUGGAGGUAGUGGAUUGCUUGCUAGGCGUAUGUUUGAAUUUGAAAACCAGCGCCAAUUUCGAUUCGGAAGUGAUGGCUGUAGAAUCCGUCGUGAACGAGUGUCGCCAAGAGCGAUUGCCCAUCGAGCGAAUGACGACCGCUUCGCUCAAAUCAUACGUUCACACACUGUUCCUAGGGCCCAGCGAGUGCGGCACAAAUUUCAAGAAACACUUCAUCUUAGCAGCAUUGUCCGAUGUUCGUAGUCUCCUGAGUGAGGCUAGAAAGGAACACAAACAAUACCUGGCGUCUGCGAAGGACGCGAAAGAAAAUGUCACCGAUCUACGGCACGCCACCUCACAGAACCUGCACAGUUGCCAGAAGAAGGUAGAAUUCUAUCUCGCGUACGCCAAAUCGGAUUAUUGUGUGUGAACAAAUGGAGAAAAU
Molecule: messenger RNA, 1201 nt
Organism: Anopheles aquasalis
Lineage: Eukaryota; Metazoa; Arthropoda; Insecta; Diptera; Culicidae
Product: zinc finger HIT domain-containing protein 2
Source: RefSeq, a predicted model, not a curated record